Messenger RNA from Microcebus murinus (gray mouse lemur), 3455 nucleotides. It is a transcript of the gene SLC13A1, whose product is annotated as solute carrier family 13 member 1. NCBI's taxonomy places the organism in Eukaryota, Metazoa, Chordata, Mammalia, Primates, Cheirogaleidae. Gene Ontology annotation, molecular function: sodium:sulfate symporter activity. Gene Ontology annotation, cellular component: plasma membrane. The record is from RefSeq and is a predicted model, not a curated record. Gene Ontology annotation, biological process: sulfate transmembrane transport; sodium ion transport.
CUACUCCAGUUAGGGAGUCAGAAAGUCAGGGGACAGCAGAAGGGGCAAAGGAACCUCAUCGUGGGCAAACAUGACUUCACGAUUUUACCUUUUCCUAGACUUGUCCAGUCUGUAUAGCAGUUAACAUGAACAAAGAAUGUAGGAAAAGAACAGUUUUACUUUUCAAAAACCACAUGAGCAAGUGGUUUAUGAUUUCUUGUCAACACUCUCGAGCUUAUCUCUUCAUGGUAAUUGCGAUAGUAAAACAAUUAAAAAUGAGAUUUAAUUUUAACUGAUGUUAGUCAGUCUAGGACAGUGAGCGAAGAUGAUGGGCUGGAAAAAUAUUAAUCCAGGUUGGUUAUUUAACAUCUACCUUAUGUCGAGGAGGACACUAUCAAAGACACCUUCUUGGGGCAAUGAAAUUUCUCAAUUAUAUUUUUGUUUAUCGUCGACUUCUCCUCGUGGUUUUCAGUCUGGUGGUGUUACUGCCUCUGCCUAUCAUUCUCCACAGCAAGGAAGCAGAAUGUGCCUAUAUACUCUUCGUCAUUGCCAUAUUUUGGCUCACAGAAGCUUUGCCCCUGUCAGUAACAGCUUUGCUGCCUGGUUUAAUGUUUCCUAUGUUUGGGAUCAUGCCUUCUAAGGAGGUGGCAUCUGCUUAUUUCAAAGAUUUUCACCUACUGCUAAUUGGAGUCAUCUGUUUAGCAACAUCAAUAGAAAAAUGGAAUUUGCACAAAAGGAUUGCUCUGAGAAUGGUGAUGAUGGUGGGUGUGGACCCUGCAUGGCUGACCUUGGGGUUCAUGAGCAGUACUGCCUUCUUGUCUAUGUGGCUUAGUAACACCUCUACUGCUGCCAUGGUGAUGCCCAUCGUGGAGGCUGUGGUGCAGCAGAUCAUCAGUGCUGAAGCAGAGGUCGAGGCCACUCAGAUGACUUACUGCACUGGAUCUACCAACCACACACUGGAAAUUGAUGAAAGUGUUAAUGAACAUGAAGCAAAUGAGGGGAAAGAGAAAACAAAACAAGUUCCAGGAUACAGGAAUGGUAAAGGGAAAAUUUCAAGCAAGACGGAGUUGGAAAAGAACUCAGGCACAGGAAACAAAUAUCGAACAAAGAAGAACCACAUGAUGUGUAAACUAAUGUGUUUAUGCAUUGCUUACUCUUCUACCAUUGGGGGACUGACAACCAUCACUGGUACCUCCACCAACCUAAUCUUCUCUGAGCAUUUCAAUACACGCUAUCCCGACUGCCAGUGCAUCAACUUUGGAUCAUGGUUUAUAUUUUCCUUCCCGGCUGCUAUUAUUAUUCUAUUCUUGUCCUGGAUCUGGCUUCAUUGGCUUUUCCUAGGAUUCGAUUUCAAGAUGUUCAAAUGUGACAAAACCAAAACAUUCCAACAAAAAGCUUGUGCUGAAGUGAUUAAGAAUGAAUACCAAAAACUCGGGCCAAUGAGGUAUCAAGAAAUUGUGACCUUGGUCCUCUUCAUCGUGAUGGCCCUGCUGUGGUUUACCCGAGAUCCUGGGUUUGUUUCUGGCUGGUCCGCACUUGCUUCAAAGUACCCUGGUUUUAUUUCGGAUUCAACUGUUGCCUUACUUGUAGGACUCCUGUUUUUUAUUAUCCCAGCUAAGAUGUCGACUAAAACUACAUCUACGGGAGAAAUUGUUUCUUUUGAUUACUCUGCACUGAUUACUUGGAAAGAAUUUCAGUCAUUCAUGCCCUGGGAUAUAGCCAUUCUUGUCGGUGGAGGGUUUGCCCUGGCAGAUGGCUGUGAGGUAUCAGGACUAUCUAAAUGGAUAGGAAAUAAAUUAUCUCCUCUAGGUUCAUUACCAGUAUGGCUAAUUAUUCUGAUAACUUCUUUGAUGGUCACAACUUUAACAGAGGUAGCCAGCAAUCCAGCUACCAUUACCCUCGUUCUCCCAAUAUUAUCUUCACUGGCUGAAGCUAUUCAAGUGAACCCUCUUUUAAUUUUGAUACCUUCCACUCUUUGUAUUUCAUUUGCGUUCCUCCUACCAGUAGCAAAUCCACCCAAUGCGAUUGUCUUCUCAUAUGGUCAUCUGAAAGUCCUUGACAUGGUUAAAGCUGGACUUGGUGUUAAUAUUAUUAGUGUUGCUGUGGUGAUGCUUGCUAUGUCCACCUGGAUUGUACCUCUAUUUGACCUCAACACCUACCCUUCUUGGGCUCCUGCAAUUACAAAUGGAACCAUAUCACCAUGAUAAGCACAAAAGUUCUGACUAUCUCAUGGUGACUUUUGGGAAAAAUUAAUAAUUCACUGUAAAAUGUGGCUCUAAAUAAUUGAUGACACAUUUAAAUCAGUUAUGGUGUAGCUGCUGUAAUCCCAGUGAACAUCCAAAACCUGCUGUCAUAACUCGGGGUCCAUAUUUAUUUUGAGAUGCAACCAGAGAACAUCUAAGCACCUUCAUCAAGAAGCCAGUGGUUGAUAUUUUGCUCAUGGACCAUCUGUAUCUUGUUUCAUCAUAAGAAUAAUUUAUAACUUGACCUUCAUAGAGAUUAGGCCAUUUGCUUCAUCAUGCAGUUGGAGUUCAGUAUAACAUUUCAAACAUCACUUUAUUAUUUCAAAAACUUCCCAUGAAACUAAAACCAGAAGGUAAAAUAAACAAGUUAAUUAGGUACUUGUAUAAAUCAUUUCUGUAGUGUUGCACAAAAGAAUUUGCAGAGAAAUCAAAACCAUGAUCCUCUGGUGAUGUGGAGAAAAGUUUAAUCUCAAUGAAAUGUGUGUUUCCUCAUUUUAAAAAAAUCCAGUUGUUUUAUUCUUAAUAUAUACAUAUAGUAUAAAAAUUUAAAUUUAAGUAGUAAUUCCAAACUUAUAGCUGAACCUGCUAAAUAACAGAAAACUCAUAGAUAAGGAUUAAUUUCCACUUGACCCUACAGUUAGAUUAAUAUAAUUCAUGUUCUUAUGAUCUCAGUGCACUGAGAAAUACAUUUUGCAUAGAUAUGGAUAAGUCUUUCUAUGAUUUGCAAUAUUAGUACAGUAUAGAAAAGAAAAGAAAGUUAAACACUAUGUUCAUUCUAUUACUUGUUCCUUUCCCUGUCACACUUUACAGGUUUAUUUAUGAUCUGUAGUAUUUAUUACAUUUAUACCUUUUUCCUAGUCAUUAAAUUUAUCACUAUUGAAUUAUACAAUGGAUAAAUUCUUAAUAUAAAAAAAUAAAAUGACUUUUCAAAUUAUAAUGUGUAAGUUUUGGUCUCAGGAAAAUAAUAUAAACAUUUCUGCUUGAAUAAUUUUAAUGAAUGACUUCCAACAACUGCCAGCUGAGCACAGGAAAAAUACUUAGUCAAAAUGUAUUUAAUCAAACCAUAUAAUUUUCUUGACACAUCUUUACAUUUUGUUGAUUAUCAAAAAUGAUUUAACUUAUCCAUUUCACAUUUGUCACAUUUACAUCAGUUCUCAAGCUCUUUUUUUAAUUUUUUUUUUAAUUUCAGCAAUAUUACAAGGGUACAAAUAUUUAGGUUACAUAUAUUGCCUU